Molecule: messenger RNA, 5148 nt
Organism: Striga hermonthica
Lineage: Eukaryota; Viridiplantae; Streptophyta; Magnoliopsida; Lamiales; Orobanchaceae
Source: the annotation of a GenBank genome assembly
AUGUCGUCGUCCCAAACCCUAGGCGGCGCGUCCCGCUGCGGCUGGGUGCUCGGCCCCUCGCUGGACAAGAUCGUCAAGAACGCGGCCUGGCGGAAGCACGCCAGCCUCGUGUCCGCCUGCAAAUCCGCUCUCGACAAGCUCGACUCGCUAGCCGACGACGCCUCCGAUCCCACCUCCUGCGCCCCGCUCUACGGCCUCGUCCCCUCCGACGCCGAGUUCCUGCUCCAGCCCCUAGUCAUGGCCCUCGACUCGGGCUCUGUCAAGGUCGUCGAGCCCGCCCUCGACUGCGCGUUCCGGCUCUUCUCCUUCGGCCUCGUUCGCGGAUGCGAGAUUGAGGAUAGCUCAUCCUCAGUUGUCUUCCGCCUCAUUGACUCUGUCUGUAAAUGCGCUGCCGUCGGGGACGAGGCAGUCGAGCUGGCUGUGCUAAAGGUCCUGUUGUCCGCUGUCAGAUCUCCCUGCAUCUACAUAAGGGGGGACUGCCUCGUCUAUGUGGUGAGGUCCUGUUACAAUGUCUACCUUGGUGGCCGCAGUGGUACCAAUCAGAUCUGCGCCAAAUCUGUUCUAGCGCAGAUGAUGGUUAUAGUUUUCACCAGAGUCGAGGAGAAUUCCAUGCUUGUGGACUUUAAAAAUGUUUCAGUGUUCGAAUUGCUGGAGUUUGCUGAUAGGAAUCUCAAUGAAGGAAGCUCCAUACAGUUUGCGCAGAACUUCAUCAAUGAGAUUGUGGAGGCCAAGGAUAGCCUUCCUUAUGUGAAGUUGCCCUUGCAUCUCCGGAUUGGUUCCGAUUCGACCCCUAAAGAAAAAACUGAUGAAGAAAACGAGAAACCUGUCGAGGAGGGUGCUGAUUUGAGUGAAUACAGUAAGAUUAGGGAGGAUGGGUUUAUGCUCUACAAGAAUUUAUGCAAAUUGUCCAUGAAAUUUUCCUCGCAGGAAAAUCCCGACGAUCAGAUUCUUUUGAGGGGGAAAAUUCUGUCCUUGGAGCUUCUGAAUGUCAUCAUGGGCAAUGCAGGUCCGAUCUGGCGUUCCAAUGAGAGGUUUCUUAAUGCGGUCAAGCAAUAUCUAUGCCUGUCGUUGUUGAAGAACAGUGCUCUCUCUGUUAUGACUGUUUUUCAGCUUCUUUGUUCAAUAUUUUGGCACUUACUAUCAAAGUUUAGGUCUGGGUUGAAAUCAGAGAUUGGAAUUUUUUUUCCAAUGCUGAUUCUACGUGUAUUAGAGAAUGUGCUUCAACCAAGUUUCUUACAGAAGAUGACUGUCUUGAAUUUACUGGAAAAGAUUGCUCAGGAUCCACAGCUUACUAUUGAUACUUUUGUCAACUAUGACUGCGAUGUGGAGGCUCCAAACAUAUUCGAAAGGACUGUGAAUGGACUUCUGAAAACUGCCCUAGGUCCACCACCUGGUUCAGUGACCUCUUUGUCUCCUGUCCAAGAUAUGACAUUUCGCCAUGAAUCAGUGAAAUGUCUGGCUAGAAUUAUCCAGUCAAUGGGUUCAUGGAUGGACCAGCAGCUAAAAGUUUCAGAAUCUAAUCCUCCAAAAGUUUCUGAGAGUGAAAACUUGACUGAGAAUCACACUUACAUCGUUGACGACGCAAAUAGUUCUGAUUAUGAGCACCUGGAAGCAAAUUCUGAACUUUUGGUUACUGCAACCUUGGAGCAGCGUAGAGCUUAUAAAGUAGAAAUUCAGAAAGGUGUUGCACUGUUCAAUAGGAAACCUUCCAAGGGAAUUGAGUUCUUAAUAAGCGCCAAAAGAGUUGGCAAUUCCCCAGAAGAUGUGGCUUCUUUUCUCAAAAGCGCUUCAGGCCUGAAUGAAAAUAUGAUUGGCGAUUAUUUCGGUGAAAGAGAGGAAUUUCCUAUGAAAGUUAUGCAUGCAUAUGUAGAUUCCUUUAACUUUGAGAAAAUGAGCUUUGCUGAAGCAAUCAGAUUCUUUCUGAGAGGAUUUAGGUUACCAGGGGAAGCGCAAAAGAUCGACCGCAUCAUGGAAAAAUUUGCCGAACGCUACUGUAAAUGCAAUCCGAGUGCAUUCACCAGUGCUGACACAGCUUAUGUGCUUGCUUACUCAGUCAUAAUGCUCAACACCGAUGCACAUAAUAGUAUGGUAAAGGAUAAGAUGAGUAAGGCUGAUUUCAUCCGGAAUAAUCGAGGAAUUGAUAAUGGCAAGGAUCUACCUGGAAAUUAUUUGGGUGCACUGUAUGAUCAAGUUGUAAAAAAUGAGAUUAAAAUGAAUGCCGAGCCUUCUGCUCCCCAAAGCAAACAUGGAAAUAGCCUGAAUAAACUGCUGGGCUUGGAUGGAAUACUCAACCUAGUCUGGAAGUCUACAGAAGAAAAACCUUUGGGUGCGAAUGGAUAUCUAUUGAGGCAUAUCCAAGAGCAGUUUAAGACAAAAUCUGCAAAAUCAGAGGUUUUCUACUAUGCUGUAGCAGAUCCUUCUAUAUUGAGGUUCAUGGUUGAAGUCUGCUGGGGCCCAAUGCUUGCUGCCUUUAGUGUAACGCUGGACCAAAGCGAUGACAAGGAAGCUACUUCUCAAUGUUUGCAGGGAUUUCGUCAUGCUGUGCAUGUUACCGCCAUGAUGGGUAUGCAGACUCAGAGAGAUGCCUUUGUUACUACUGUGGCUAAGUUUACUAACCUCCACUGUGCGGCUGAUAUGAAGCAAAAAAAUGUUGAUGCUGUCAAGGCUAUGAUAUCAAUUGCAAUUGAAGAUGGGAAUUACCUUAAGGAAGCAUGGGAGCAUAUUCUGACAUGCUUAUCUCGAUUUGAGCAUUUGCAACUCUUGGGGGAGGGAGCACCUUCUGAUGCGUCGUUCCUUAAUACAUCUAAUUCUGAAUCUGAAGAGAAGGUAUUGAAUACUGAGAGUUACCCAUCUCUGAAGAGAAAAGGAACACUCCAAAAUCCCGCUGUUAUGGCAGUCGUUCGAGGAGGCUCCUAUGAUAGCACCUCUGUGGGAGUCAACUCCCCUGGUCUUGUUACUCCGGAGCAGAUCAAUAACUUCAUUUCGAACUUGUAUUUGCUUGAUCAAAUUGGGAAUUUUGAAUUGAACCACAUUUUUGCUCAUAGCCAGAGGUUAAACAGUGAGGCAAUAGUGGCUUUUGUAAAAUCACUCUGCAAAGUUUCCAUGGCAGAACUGCAGUCCCCAACUGAUCCACGUGUGUUUAGCCUCACAAAAAUCGUGGAAGUUACGCACUAUAACAUGAAUCGCAUAAGGCUAGUGUGGUCACGUAUAUGGAAUGUUCUUUCUGAAUUCUUUGUGUCAGUUGGUUUGUCCGAGAACCUUUCUGUUGCAAUCUUUGUUAUGGAUUCAUUGCGGCAGCUUGCUAUGAAAUUCCUCGAGCGAGAAGAACUGGUGAACUAUAAUUUCCAGAAUGAAUUUUUGAGGCCUUUUACCAUUGUGAUGCGGAAAAGCAAUUCUACAGAGAUCAGAGAGUUAAUAGUUCGAUGUAUCUCACAGAUGGUACUCAGCAGGGUUGAUAACAUAAAAUCUGGAUGGAAGAGUGUCUUCAUGGUUUUCACUGCAGCUGCAGCUGAUGAACGGAAGAGCAUAGUUUUGUUGGCUUUUGAAACAAUUGAAAAGAUAGUGCGUGAAUAUUUUCCCUACAUAACUGAGACAGAGGCAUUGACUUUCACCUAUUGUGUGAAAUGCCUCAUUACCUUCACAAAUAGUAAAUUCAAUAGUGACGUUAGUCUCAAUGCUAUUGCUUUUCUCCGGUACUGUGCGGUCAAACUCGCAGAUGGUGGACUUUCUUGCAAUGAGAAAAGCGAGGGGAAUGAAGAUAGCACUCUUUCACCGAAGAACAAUGCUUUGGAUGAAGAAACAUGCAUGGACAGAGAUGGGCAUAUGCAUUUCUGGAUUCCUUUGCUUACAGGGUUAUCAAGUUUGACUUCAGAUCCAAGAGCCGCCAUCAGAAAAAGUUCGCUGGAAGUUCUCUUCAAUAUUUUGAAGGACCACGGCCACCUUUUCUCGCAGCCAUUCUGGGACACUGUUUUCAAAGGUGCCAUCUUUCCAAUAUUUACCUUCAUCUUUGAUGGUAAAGAGUCCGAUAUGGGCAAUGAUAACCAUUCACCAAAUUCUGAAUCCAUAAACCCACCCGAUGGGAGCAUUUGGGACUCUGAAACUAGUGUAGUGGCAAUAGAAUGCCUCACAGAUCUAUUUGUCCAUCUAUUUGAUUUGUUGAGGCCCCAAUUUCAUGAAUUGAUAUCUAUAAUAAUGAGAUUCGUGAGAAGCCCCAGUCAAAGUCCCUCAACGGCGGGAGUGGCUGCUUUGAUGCAUUUGACUGCUGACUUGAGAAGCAAACUUACUGAAGAGGAAUGGCAGGAUAUCUUUCAUUCUUUGGAAGAGGCCGCUGUGCGUAGAUUGCCAGCUUUUAUGAAGCUUUUGAAAACUUUAGACAGCAUUGAGGUGCCCGAUUAUAAUCCACUCAAUUAUGAAACUGAAUCUUCUUAUGACAAUGGAGGUGCAAUUGGUGAUGGUACCGAGGAUGAAAAGCUGCAAAGUGUGGCAUAUAUAGUGUCGAGGAUGAAAUUCCAUAUAUCUCUGCAGCUGCUUAUAAUACAGGUUACAACUGAUCUCUACAAGAGGCACUGGCAGUGCUUUUCGUCAAACAUUAUCACUAUCCUUCUCGAGAUUCUCUCAUCAAUUUCAUCUCAUGCCCAUGAAUUGAACUCCCAAACUAUAUUACUGCUCAAGCUAGACAAAGCAUGCACUAUCUUAGAAAUCUCGGAUCCACCCCUCGUUUACUUUGAGAACGAGUCUUACAUGAACUACUUAAAUAUUUUGCACGACUUACUCACAAACAGUCCAUCUCUAUCAAGGGAGAAGAACAUUGAAUUGGAACUUAUCUCCGUAUGCAAACAAGUACUAGAGACAUACCUCGAAUGUAGCGAGUUUGGACGUGUCUCACAGAAAUCCAAGAACAAACCGUUGGUACACUUUUUUCUUCCGUUAGGGUCGGCUAAGAAGGAGGAGCUCGCGGCCCGUACACCUUUAGUUCUAUCAGUCAUGAGAAUUUUGAGCUGUCUCGAAAGUGCUUCUUUCAGGAAGUAUAUUUCGCAGUUAUUUCCAUUGUUAACAGAUCUCGUUCGGAGCGAGCAUAGUUCACUGGAAGUGCAGAGAGUUCUUAGCAGCAUAUUUCAAUCAUGUAUAGGUCCAAUAAUAAUGAAGUGA